Molecule: messenger RNA, 1254 nt
Organism: Megalops cyprinoides (Indo-Pacific tarpon)
Lineage: Eukaryota; Metazoa; Chordata; Actinopteri; Elopiformes; Megalopidae
Product: probable E3 SUMO-protein ligase RNF212
Exons: 14
Coding region: 179-1039 (286 amino acids)
Biological process (GO): protein sumoylation; homologous chromosome pairing at meiosis; reciprocal meiotic recombination
Cellular component (GO): synaptonemal complex
Molecular function (GO): SUMO transferase activity
Source: RefSeq, a predicted model, not a curated record
CCAACGGCAGCUAGCCAGCAAGUUCCCCCUCUAACUAGCCUAUAUUAAUUACAUACAUUAAUUAACCCUAGCUGGUAUAUUAACGUGUAGCUAAUUGUGCUUAAUUGAUUCUCCAUUUACACUGAGAUCAAGUUGGUCAAGUUUCAAGUGAGGCUGGCCAGUGUGGCGAAGGAUAAGGAUGAUGCCAAACUGGAUCUGCUGUAACUCCUGCUUCCAUCCCCCAGCAGCUGACUUCCGGCUAGCUGUGACCACCUGUGGCCACAUAGUUUGCCAGGGGUGCUUUCAGAAAGGCAAGGAAGGAGGGUGCCUGAUUUGUAAAGCACAAUGUCAAGUUUCUGCGCUCUCAGAUAAAAGCAGUGCUGAUGUCAAGGCCCUUUUCUCAGAAGUCAACAUUCUCGCAGACAAAUACUUCUCAGAGAUAAGCAAGGUAUUAGUAUUUCAGAUGAGACACCAAAGAAGAUUAUUGUCACAUUACAGGCAGAAGAAUGUCAAACUGGAGGAGUACAUAAAAAAGAUGAAAGAAGAGAUGCAGCUAAUGAACAAAAAAUUGGAGGAGCAGAAUGCUUACAUUGACAAAUUUGAUACUGCUCUUCAGCAGCAGAGGGCGAGAACAGUACUGCAGUCCAGCCAGCUAGCUCCCUCAUUGUAUGGCUCAAUGACAACUCCUCAGCUCAAACAAAUCCCAUUCGCAUCACCCAUGGGGCGGUCCCAGCCCUCGUCUUCUAGCAGUCUGGUUGAACAAAUGGAGGUGGACACCCAGGGUUUGUAUAAACAACCAGAGAUUUCGGGAAGUAUCACCAGGUUGUCCCUGCUCAGCCCGCCCUUGGAUGGACAAAUGGGUACCGUUCCCCACAGAUCUGUCAGCCAGAGCUCCCUGUUGACUCACUUCACCCGCUCGGCCACAGUCAGGCGGAACAUGUCCUGGGAGACCCCCUCCUUCAAGCCCCCGCUCCCUGUUUGUCAUGCUUCUCUUUCUGCGUUGCCAUCCAUAGCAACAAACGCCGGCCCACUCAGCUUCCAGGGACACCUGCCCAGGUGAACACAGGAGUGGGAGCAGAAACUCAGGACAGACAGGAGACACAGAGGCCUGCAUGGACACCCUGUCCUCUGGUCUCCACUGAAAGAGCAGCCGACCUGUGCAGGCCACUACAAAACCAGUGCCGGAGCCAUUGCUCUACACAAAGUCCAUAUCUACCACCUUCUGUUUCUGCCAGGUUCAGACCCAGUUCCAGUGUUCGUGUUUGAGUCAUGUGA